UACUUUUAUGGUAUAAAUGGGAAUUUUGGCUUGAUAAAAGCACAUCCCUGAUGUAAUAAGGAUUUGUGAUAAGAACUGUCAAAAUAUUAAGAUAUUGACUUAAAAGUGUUUAUAAUUUUUACAUAAUGGACUUUCAGUAAUCACAAAGUCACGAUUUCAUCAAAGGAGUACUUUACCCCGGCAUUUAUAAUGUCAUCUGUACAGCGGGCUUUUACUCAGAAAUUGAGUAAACAGCAUGCAGCUGAUGUUAGACGUCAGAUUGCUACCUCUACCUCGUAUUCACGUGAUCUGUCAAAGAGUGGCAGUUCAUUUUCAGGCUUUUCUUCCACGAUGUCACUGUGUGAGGUGUUAGAGCCUCUAGACUAUGAAGAAUUUUUGGCUCAACAUCAGUCAGUUCUUGACCGUGAUCCUCUUAAAUCAAUAUUAGAUUUCCCACCUGGGGAUGUUGAAUUAAAAGUUGUGAAAAGAAAAAUUAAAACGGAGGAGCCAGUUGUGCCUCAUGAAUCUAUGGAUACGGUAUCUCCUUACGUCAGAAGAUGUAUUGAAAGUUUUACUUCAGAUUGGGUAAUAGUACAUAGAAAAUAUAAACGUAGAGUUUCUCCCAUAGCGAGAGACAGGCUUCUUCAAGAUACUCCAAGACAAGAUUUUGAGGUGGAUCAAGAGGAUACAAAUGGUUCAGGAUCACCAAAUGAAGAAGAGGAUUUAUCUAAUUGUGGAGACACACCGAGAGGAUCCUGGGCAAGUUUGGAUUUAAGGCAUUCACAACAUGAUCCUCUUCUUCCAAGUUUGCUGGACAGAGUUUGUCCAGAGACCAUUGAUCAAAUGAAUGAACAAAAACGAUCAGAAGAUCGUCAAGAAGCAUUAUUCCCACUGUAUGCACCUCCAGCUUCUCCAGAUGAUGAAUGGCAGGAGAUUGGUAUAGCGCCAGAACCUACAGAACCUUUCUCACACAAAAUUCUUGUGAAGUGUCUCCAACUGAAAUUGGAAUUGGAGGUUGAACCUAUUUUUGCAAGUUUAGCUUUAUAUGAUGCCAAAGAAAAGAAGAAGGUAUCCGAAAACUUUUAUGUAGAUAUGAAUUCAGAAGGUUUAAAGAGAAUGCUUGGUGGUCAUAUUGCGUACAGUGAUGCCAGCACCUUGGCGAGAAGCUGUGUUAUGAGUAUCAGCAAGCCUAGUCCAGACUUAUUUUUAGUUGUUAGACUUGAGAAAGUAUUACAAGGUGAUAUCUCAGAAUGUGCUGAACCUUAUUUACGGGAAGAUAAAAAUAAAGAAAAAGUGAGAGCAGCUGCUGCAGCUGCUUGUGAGCGUUUGGGUCGAUACAGAAUGCCACUUGCGUGGACUGCCAUUCACAUUUCUGGCGUAAUAGGAGGUGGUGGAGAUACAGAUAGCACAGGAAGUGCUGGGUCUUUGGACAGGAAAUCAGGCGGAUUAGAACAGUGGCGUAAAAAAGUGGAACCACCUGCUAGAAGAGGAUCGUUAGAAAGAAGAAGUUCGGAUAAAAGACGUAGCUGGUCGCCGGACGACUUUGCAAAUUGUCUUGAUACAUUUAGACCCAUCACAUUGACUGUUUCAAGCUUCUUUAAACAAGAAAGUGAACGACUAAGAGACGAAGAUUUAUACAAACUUCUAGUCGAACUACGAAGACCUGGUUCUAACUUGAAACGACUAAAAUGCCUACCAGGUAUAUUGAAACUGGAUCUUAGCCCUAGGCCCGAAGAAUUGCCCAGGUGCUUGGAUCCUGAUCUGAGAAGGCUAAUGCCAUAUCCUGACGAAAAGAGUCGACCAGUUAAAGAGAUACUUGAAUUUCCAAGCGAAGUCAUUUCGCCAGAUUUAACGUACCGCAAUCUUCUAUACAUUUAUCCAAAAGAAGCAAAUUUCAGUUCAAGAACUGGUUCUGCACGAAACAUCGCCGUGAGAAUUCAACUCAUGGGUGGCGAACAGGAGGCUGAUGCGCUCACGGCCAUUUUCGGAAGAUCAUCCUGUCCCGAAAUGACUCACGAGUGCUUCACAUCUGUCUCCUAUCACAAUAAGAAUCCAAACUUUUACGACGAAGUGAAAAUCCGACUUCCCGCUGAUUUGAGUGCAAAGCAUCAUUUGCUGUUUACGUUUUAUCAUAUCAGUUGUCAAAAGAAGGUAGAACAACCGAACGUCGAGACUGCUGUAGCGUACACAUGGCUGCCACUUUUGAGAGAUGGGCAUCUACAAUCAGGCGAAUUCAGUCUACCGGCAAUGCUGGACCCACCGCCAGCAAACUACUCGUACAUUGCACCCGAUGUUCUUUUGCCCGGUACAAGAUGGGUGGACGCUCACAGAGGUGUCUUUACCGUAAUUCUGGAACCAGUCUCCAGUGUUCAUCCCCAAGACAAAUACAUUGACAGAUUCCUAUCGCUGUGUGGUUUCUUGGAAACCGGCCAAGUGCCCCCACGCAUCGGCGAAGCGGGAAUGGAAUCGGAAUUAAAAUCAGCUUUACUGGAAUUGGCAAGAGCAUCGCAUUCUGCUCUAGUACGAUCGCUACCUCAAUUGUUGGAUCAAUUAAUAUCCCUAUUGGUUCGACCGCCAACAUUACCAUCCCAGCCACUGAACGUGGCAGCUACGGUGUUCGAGGCUAUAGGUUUGUUGGUACGAAAUAUUACCAAUCUGCCUGAUGGUCAAUUAGAUGCUCACGGGAGACACGCCCUUCUGGCUACCUACGUCGCUUAUCAAUGCUCUUUACCACGAAUGACGCACGCUCCUGGCAUCGUGCGGGCUCAGAGCAAUCCUGACUUACCUCUAGAAGAUCUAGAAAUGGAGGUGCAUUCCAGAGGGUUGGAUCGAACUGCCUCGAUGCGACAAGAAUCACCUUCCAUAAAUAGCCAGCCUACCAGAAGACUUCUGCACGAAGAGCUGGCGUUGCACUGGGUUGUAUCUACAGGACAGGCCCGAGAAUUGGCUGUUACAUAUUCUUGGUUCUUCUUAGAAUUGAUCGUUCGUUCUAUGGUUGUAACAUUAUCGGAAAUAGGGAUGUUGGAGGCUCCGCGAAAGUCCAGGUUCUCCCCGCAAUUCUGCGACGACAUCGCUACACUCACUGCGGCGUUAACAUCAGAAGUGAUUUCACGUUGCGGAAAGGAGAACAGAGUGCCUAAUAAUCUGACCUCGAGCCUGGGCAAUUUUCUUUCUGAUCUACUGUCGGUGAUGGAUAGAGGAUUCGUUUUGUCCUUGGUUCGUGCUGCCUGUUGCUCUCUGUCAGAUGCCUCUAUGCACAUUCCAGAUUCAGCAGCACUUUACGCGCUGAAAUUAGACCUCGUACGAACAAUAUGCUCUCACGAGCAUUACGUGGCAUUGAAUCUGCCGUUUGGAACCGGAUACACGUCGGGAUCCGCACCAGCUUCACCCAGCCCGUCGACUGGUAGCUCUGGUAGCCUAAUAUCUACUUUAGUACCGGGAGAUCGAGCCAGAUUUUCCGAACUCAGUCAAGAAUUUCGACAGCAACACUUUUUGGUAGGAAUUGUUUUAUCUGAUUUGUCGAACACUCUAGAGAUACCGAAUCCUAUGCUUCAAAACAAAGCCAUUGGGACCAUCCGACAUCUAAUGGCGUGCCAUGACGUUGAUUCGCGAUAUUCCGAUCCUGCCGCGAAAGCCAGAGUCGCCGCUCUCUAUCUACCACUUCUGAACAUUAUAAUGGAUGCCCUACCGCAGCUCUAUCACUGGGAUUCGAAGGACAAGAGUGUUUAUCCCGAUGAGUCUGGUUCUAUUACACAGUCUGUGGCUUUAGCUAUAGCGGGUGGAGUUUCCGCGGAGACGGCAGGAACUCAGUGUAGAGUUUCUUUGAGUUCAGAGGCUACGAGACAUCUCUUAAUGUGUGUCUUGUGGGUGCUCAAGGGAUUGGAACAGUCUGCCUUAGCACAGUGGUGCUCGGAGUUAAGCUCCAGGCGUAUACUGUGUCUCCUUCAAGUUCUCAACAUUGCCACUGCGGCUUUUGAAUACAAAGGGAAAAAAGCGUUGAAGAGACUACCACCGCAGGCUGCGGCCACAAGCGAUAUUCGAUCUAGAUUGGAGGAUGUGAUUCUUGGUCAGGGAAGUGCCAGAAGCGAGAUGAUGUUGAGAAGAAAGGAAAGAAUGAGCGGGGACAAACUUAGAUGGCGUAAAGAUCAGAUGCCUUACAGAUCUUGCGAACAAUCGGAGGGAAGAGCUGUGGAGCAAGAUGCUCAUAUAGAAGGUGCCUUAGCAGCGGAAGCCUCUUUAGUGGUUCUGGACACUUUGGAAACAGUUGUCCAGGCUGAUGGAGGAGGAGGUGCAGUUGUAGGAGCUGUAUUAAAAGUGCUUUUGAGAGCAUUAGCAAGAAAUCAGAGCACAUCCGUGCUACAACACAUGUUUAACACUCAGCGAGCUUUGGUAUUCAAGUAUCACAGUGCUCUGUUUGAUGAGGAAAGCGAAAGAUGCGGCGAUCUGUGUUUGACAUUACUCACUAGAUGCAGUUCACCUUUAAGUGCUAUCCGCAGUCAUGCUGCUGCCAGUCUUUAUCUAUUAAUGAGGCAAAAUUUCGAAAUUGGCAAUAACUUUGCCAGAGUUAAAAUGCAAGUCACGACGUCCUUAUCAGCCCUUGUCGGAAGAGGAAGGGCUCCUAGCGAAGGAGCACUCAGAAGAGCGUUGAAAACAGUACUGGUGUAUGCUGAGAGAGAUACAGAACUAGCAGACACAAGUUUCCCAGAACAAGUGAAGGAUCUUUUGUUUAAUCUGCACAUGAUACUGUCCGAUACUGUCAAAAUGAAGGAAUUCCAGGAGGAUCCAGAAAUGCUUUUAGACCUUAUGUACAGAAUUGCAAAGGGAUAUCAAGGUUCACCAGAUCUUAGACUCACAUGGCUGGCAAAUAUGGCUCAACAGCACAUGGAAAGAAAAAAUCACACAGAGGCAGCUAUGUGUUUAGUGCAUAGUGCUGCUUUGGUAGCAGAAUAUUUACACCUUUUGGAGCCAGGAGGUGGAGGACGGCCAGUAGGAGCAGUUGCUUUAGCUCCUGUUACUCCAAAUGCAUUAGAAGAGAGUGCAGUAGGUGAUGACGUACUGGCAAGAAGAGAGGAAGGUUUAUGUUUAGGACCAGACUUCUCAGAAAGUGGUUUAGCUGGUUUGCUGGAACAUGCUGCCAGCUCUUUUCAUACAGCUGGAAUGUAUGAAGCCAUCCCUGACGUGUACAAGGUGUUGCUUCCAAUAGCAGAAGCUGCACACGAUUAUAAAAAACUGGCCAAUAUUCAUGGGAAACUUCAUGAAGCAUACACACGAGUAGAACAACUAGCGGGAAAACGAGUAUUUGGAACGUAUUUUCGAGUGGGAUUCUAUGGUGGCCGUUUUGGUGAUCUUGCUGGUGAGGAGUUUGUUUACAAAGAACCUACUCUGACGAAGUUACCAGAGAUAUUUUCAAGACUCGAAAACUUCUAUGCUGAACGAUUUGGCGCGGAGAACAUUGUGAUAAUAAAAGAUUCGAACCCUGUGGAUUCCAGUAAGUUAGAACCGGAUAAAGCGUAUGUCCAGAUUACAUAUGUGGAGCCGUAUUUCGAGCCACAUGAACUCAGGCAUAGACCAACUAUUUUUCAUAGGAAUUUUAAUAUUAAACGAUUUGUAUAUGCAACGCCAUUUACACCUGGUGGUAAGGCUCAUGGAGAAUUGAGAGAACAAUGCAAACGUAAAACCAUUCUGACAGUAGCUACGCAUUUUCCUUACUUAAAGACAAGAAUUCGCGUGGUUGCUAGAAAGCAAAUAGUUUUAAGUCCAAUUGAAGUUGCAAUUGAAGACAUACAAAAGAAAACUGCAGAGGUUGCAGCAGCCACUGCUCAAGAACCACCUGAUGCAAAGAUGCUGCAAAUGGUUCUUCAAGGUUGCAUUGGAACAACAGUUAAUCAAGGUCCUGCAGAGGUUGCAGUUGUGUUUCUUUCUGGAUUAAGGGAACAAAAUGCACAGCCCACUAGGCUGCAACAUAAAUUACGCCUAUGUUUCAAGGAUUUCUCGAAGAAAUGUCUGGAUGCUUUGAGGAGAAAUAAAAAUCUGAUUGGACCAGAUCAAAGAGACUAUCAAAGAGAAUUGGAAAGAAAUUACCAAAGAUUAACGGAAAGACUUUCACCUCUUAUUGCAUGGAGUGGGCCUUCAUUAGCAACUCAACAAAGCAUGCCAUCAACUUCACCACGUUGGUAAAGUGACUGAAUGCUACUGAUUAACAUUUGCCAAAGAUCAGUGAUACAAGUAUUUAAUGUUCAAAAAAUAUCAGCAUGUGCUUUUAUAUAGGUAUAUAUAUAUUGUAUUUACAUUCAUUCAUUUUUAUAAUGAUGAAGCAUUUUGACCUGCUAUACAGAAUGUCUGUCUUUGACAGUUUAAAAAUAUAAGACAAUUUAAUACUACGUUCAUAUGUAAAGUAAAAUUAAGACUAUAUUGAAAAUAAUUACUAGUCGAGUAAUUAGAAAAAGACAACUUGUUUGAUAUAUCAGACUUUUUGAUAAUAAUAAGAUGAUAGUAUUAUUUCUCAUAAGAAUAGUUAAUUCUUUUAAACAGAUGAAAUGAACACAUGGAAAUUGAAAUUUUGUUUUUUACACUCUUUUAUAUACAGUGCUUUUUUCGCUUUACGUGACCAUAGCUAAUCUAGGUAAGCAAAAAUGUCAAUACUAAAAAGUUAUAAAAAUUAUUUUCUAUGCCUUUUCAAUAAUAAUGUAAAUGAAUAUUAUUUUCAACUAUCUGACAUAUACAGUCAAUUUUCUAAUUACAUAAAUGAAUUGAUUAAUUAUAUUUAUAUUUUGCAUUGCAAUGCAUAACAUACUGCUUAGAGUAUAAAAGAUAAAUGUCUAUUUAUGUAUUUAGCUAUUAAAGAUGCUGUGAUUUUUGAAUUAAACAUGUAAUUAUCAGAAUUGCAGAAACUUAUAAUAAUAGCAGAGCUUUUACCAAAAAGAUUUGUUUUGUUUCGAAUAAAUUUAUUUAUUAAAUAUGAUUUAUAGCUUUAUACAAAGUUACUUUGGUUUGUGAUUGAUAUUUUAUCAUGUUUUAGUUCUUUUAUGACAAUAAUCUGAUUAUUGAAAUUUUUACUCUGACAAAUCUAUCAUUAAAAGUUUCUUCAAACAUUUUUGGAACAGCAGAACUGUUUGGUUCAAUUUUAGGAAUGAAGAAUGGGAAGUCUUGAUAUAAUUGACAAAUAUGCUUUUUACAAUGCUUUGACUUUUAAGCUAUAUAAGCUUCUAGUUGAAAACACAGGCAAUCUUAUUGUUUAGUUAGAUUAAUGUAUAAUUCAUUAAAUUACAAAUUAAUUAAUGUUUGGUGAUAAUUUAUAUGUAUACGUGCAUACAUACAUAUAUGUUGGUAGUAUGAUUUCGCAAAUUAAGAAAUGAGAUUGAAAAACAAAAGAAUUCGCAUAUAUCGUUUCGAUAAAAAUUAUUUCACGUAAUUAAGAGGCUGCUUAAUUGGCGAAGCUUCUUCAAAUAUUACAAAAUUAUAUUUUAAAAAAUCGUUACUUACAGUGAGGCAAUGCACGUUAUAUUCAUACGAAGUAAUUUAGCGAAACUGCCGUGAAUGUAAACUUUUGUAUGUUACAGAAUAUUUAAAAUAUAUAUCCAUUUUGUACUUCGCUA
Molecule: messenger RNA, 7574 nt
Organism: Frieseomelitta varia
Lineage: Eukaryota; Metazoa; Arthropoda; Insecta; Hymenoptera; Apidae
Gene: Zir
Product: dedicator of cytokinesis protein 7
Exons: 17
Coding region: 190-6156 (1988 amino acids)
Biological process (GO): small GTPase-mediated signal transduction; positive regulation of GTPase activity
Molecular function (GO): guanyl-nucleotide exchange factor activity
Source: RefSeq, a predicted model, not a curated record